Cordyceps fumosorosea ARSEF 2679 is the source of this 723-nucleotide messenger RNA. RefSeq lists its product as hypothetical. Bases 1 to 723 code for a protein of 240 amino acids. Gene Ontology annotation, biological process: cilium assembly. The record is from RefSeq and is a predicted model, not a curated record. NCBI's taxonomy places the organism in Eukaryota, Fungi, Ascomycota, Sordariomycetes, Hypocreales, Cordycipitaceae. The transcript is spliced from 2 exons.
AUGGCUGCCCACGUCGACCUCUCCCAGCGGGACAUGAACGUCCUCGAGAAGAUGCGCGACCCCGACUUCAACCCGGCCGCCAGCCUCAUUCUCGACGAGCGCCUCCCGCGCGACCCGCACCUCACCGACCCGGACGUCUACGAGCGGACCGCCGCGCGCGAGCGCACCAUCGUCGCCUCGCUGCAGGCGCUGGAGGCCGAGCUCGCGCAGUCGCAGGACCUCGACGCCGACGAGCGCGCCGUCGCCGGGUACCGGGAGGCCGUCGCGCAGCUCAGCGCACUCGUCGACGAGCACCCGCGGUACGCGAGCGCCCGCAACAACCGCGCUCAGGCCGCCCGCCGCCUCUACGGCGACCUGAUGCUUCUCGACGUCACCACCACCAGCAGCGGCGGCGCCGCGCUGCCGCUCAUCCUGACGCCCCGGCGCGAGGAGAAGCGCGAGGCGGCGGCGCGCGCGCUCGAGGACCUGGAGCGGUCCAUCGCGCUGCUCACGCCCGCCGCGCCCAGCGCGGCGCCAUUUACCUGCAGACGGGCCGGGCGCUGGCAGCCGGCGGCGGAGGCUGCUUCGCACGACCUCGCCCUCGGCGGCCGCUACGGCAACGACAUCGCCAAGAACCUCGCCGUCAGCGUCAACCCGACCGCCAAGCUCUGCGGCCAGAUCGUACGCGAGGCCAUGCGCAAGGAGUACGGCCCUGGCUUCAUGCCGCCCGAGCCGGAGGAGUAG